Teleopsis dalmanni is the source of this 825-nucleotide messenger RNA. Its product is annotated as trypsin-1. Gene Ontology annotation, biological process: proteolysis. Gene Ontology annotation, molecular function: serine-type endopeptidase activity. Lineage: Eukaryota; Metazoa; Arthropoda; Insecta; Diptera; Diopsidae. The record is from RefSeq and is a predicted model, not a curated record. The coding region runs from base 1 to 825 and encodes 274 amino acids. The transcript is spliced from 3 exons.
AUGGGUUUGCGUAUAUUCCUCAGUUUGUUCGCAAUAUUCGCCACAUUGACAUUUGUGCAUGGCGGAGCUUGUCUUAUACCUAAGCCUUUAGGCGCCCGCUCUCUUGAAGUGAUACAACAACCUCGUUUGGACGGACGUAUUGUAGGAGGGUAUAAAAUAAAUAUUACGGAUGCACCUCAUCAAAUAUCAUUACAAACGUUUACUGGACACAUAUGUGGUGGCUCUAUAAUUUCCAGUCGCUGGGUUUUGACAGCCGCUCACUGCACAGCUGGUAAAACCGCUGAUCGUUUAAGAGUGCGCUUUGGUUCAUCCAUAUCAGCGAAGGGUGGUGAAAUAUUGCAUGUGAAGGAGAUAGUCCAGCACAAACAAUUUAACUAUUCAAAUGUGGAUUAUGACUUCUCAUUGCUGCGCUUGGAAAAGGAAUUGCAAUUUGACGAUAAUAAACAAGCAGUUAAACUGCCUGAGUCAGAGGAUAAGUUUCUUGAUGGCGAUAUAUGUUAUGUUACAGGAUGGGGUAAUACACAAAAUAAUACUGAAUCUCGCGAAUGGUUACGGCAAGCUGAAGUGCCAAUAUUUAAUCAGGAAUUGUGUUCCGAAAAGUAUGCUCAGUUUGGUGGCGUAACGGAACGUAUGCUGUGCGCUGGCUAUGUAGAAGGGGGCAAAGAUGCAUGCCAAGGGGAUUCUGGUGGUCCUUUAGUGAAUAAAGAUGGAGUGUUAAUUGGUGUAGUUUCUUGGGGUUAUGGUUGUGCGAAACCUGAUUAUCCAGGUGUUUAUUCACGUGUGACAUUUGCGCGAGAAUGGAUUAAAAAGUACAGUGGAGUCUAA